This is a messenger RNA of Epinephelus moara (kelp grouper), 1899 nucleotides long. RefSeq names its product forkhead box B2 (gene foxb2). Lineage: Eukaryota; Metazoa; Chordata; Actinopteri; Perciformes; Serranidae. Bases 397 to 1359 code for a protein of 320 amino acids. The transcript has a single exon. Gene Ontology annotation, molecular function: DNA-binding transcription factor activity, RNA polymerase II-specific; RNA polymerase II cis-regulatory region sequence-specific DNA binding. The record is from RefSeq and is a predicted model, not a curated record. Gene Ontology annotation, biological process: anatomical structure morphogenesis; regulation of transcription by RNA polymerase II; cell differentiation.
GAGGAGCACACACGCCACACACAGACAGCGGAGCAAACUGGCCCCUCGCAUCCUUCAGCCUCCGCGGGAACAGGAAGGACCUCUUAACUUUUACGCACAGAGACUGACUUUUACGCACAACGCCGAGCGCUGAAUUUGACAAGGAAAAGUCUUUAAAACAAACUUUCCUGGGAUGCAGGAGCCUCUUACGGAUCUUACCUGAGAGCAGCGGGCCUUCAGGCUACACUGUAUUGAUCUUUAUUCUAAUCUGAUGGCUCAGAACUUUGGGACAAAUGCGUCAGAUGGAGACUGAUAUGAAAACUGUCAAGUUAGCUCCUUAAAUUAUAGAAUUUUAAAAUAGAACUUUACAGGUUGUUUUACUUAACGAUUCAAACUUGUAGAAAACAGUAACCAGUCAUGCCUCGCCCUGGGAAGAACUCUUACAGCGACCAGAAGCCCCCAUAUUCCUACAUAUCACUGACAGCCAUGGCUAUCCAGAACUCAUCCGAGAAGAUGCUGCCUCUGAGUGACAUUUAUAAGUUCAUCAUGGACCGUUUUCCGUAUUACCGAGAAAAUACCCAGCGGUGGCAGAAUUCCCUGCGACACAACCUCUCCUUCAAUGACUGCUUCAUCAAGAUCCCUCGGCGGCCUGAUCAGCCCGGGAAAGGCAGCUUCUGGGCUCUGCACCCGGACUGCGGUGACAUGUUUGAGAACGGCAGCUUCCUGAGGAGACGGAAGCGCUUCAAGGUGCUGCGCGCUGAGCAUAUGGCCUGCAAGAGCUCCCCGAUGAUGCACUACUUUCACCAUCACCACCACCACCACCCGGGCAGCAAGCUGGGCGCAGCAUCGGGCCACCAUGACCACUCAGCCGGCCCGGCAAGCACCGUGGGUCGGCUCCCUCACUUUCAGGGUUACGGGGGCAUCACUUGCGCACAGUCCGGCGGGUUUAAACACCCAUUCGCCAUCGAGAACAUUAUAGGACGGGACUACAAGGGCGUGAUGGCCAGCGGGCUCCCUCUCACCUCGGUCAUGCACCACCUGGGUUACCCGGUGCCCCCACAGCUCAGCAGCGUGGUCAACUCCAUGUGGCCGCACGUCGGGAUGCUGUCGGAGUCCAUGGGUGGCGUGCACGUACCCGCAUCAUCCGAGUACGCGCCCUUCAGCGUGUCAGCAAAAGGCCUGUACCACAACGCCAACGGGCAAACCCUGCCCGCCGUUCCCGUGCCAAUCAAACCCACCCCGUCCCUGGGUCCCGUGCCCAGUUUGACGGGGCUGCAGUCCGGCCCGGCCCAGCUCUGCUCCCCGGUCUCAGUGAUGGAGAAAAGCGACCUGCUGGAGGGGAAAGGCAACCCUCUCCACCCGGCUCUCCUGCUGUCCUAACCGGUAAAUUGCGGGUCAUUUUUGAAAAGUAACGCAAACAAGAAGGACACUGACACUGCGUAAAAUAAGAUAAGACAGCCUAUCAGCGGCAUCAUAGUUUAAGUUAAGUGCGGCUGUAGGAGAGUUGUAAAAACUAAGGUUAACAUUGUGCUGUGUAAUGAAUUUUUCAUUAGACCCAUGUUGAUUGAAAUCAUUAUUUAUUUGCACAAUUUGUGAGGGCAUUUACCACAUACUGUAAUGUGGCACUGACAAAUACAAUCAGACAAGUAGACACGCUGAACCCAAAGAAAGCUUUGACUUAGGAGACAAAAUUCUUUCCAAAUGCAAUCCAACAACUCUGUUUCUAUAUUUUGCUCUUAUUCUAUUUAUUCUAUUUUAAUCUAUGGCAGGCCUAUCGGCUAAAGACACAUGGGCCUUCAUGUUUUAUAAUUAGGCCUGUUGCACCUUUUUUGUGUGUUACUUAGCAGUGAAAUUGAAAAUGUUAUGCUUGUAUUAUAACACUAUUUAUCUGAGAAUAUUCAUAAAGAACUUAAAACCGAA